This is a messenger RNA of Sphaerodactylus townsendi, 6656 nucleotides long. Its product is annotated as SH3 and multiple ankyrin repeat domains protein 2-like. The record is from RefSeq and is a predicted model, not a curated record. Bases 86 to 706 code for a protein of 206 amino acids. NCBI's taxonomy places the organism in Eukaryota, Metazoa, Chordata, Lepidosauria, Squamata, Sphaerodactylidae. The transcript has a single exon. Gene Ontology annotation, cellular component: postsynaptic membrane; dendritic spine; postsynaptic density. Gene Ontology annotation, molecular function: ionotropic glutamate receptor binding; synaptic receptor adaptor activity.
UUUGGUUUUUAUAAAGUUUUGUGGCAUUCCAAGGACAUGUGUGACUUUUUAAAUAUGGCAUUUAUACUUCAUGAAUUAAGGUGCAAUGUUGUUUCUGGAUAUCCUGAAUGUUUUAUUUAUUUAUGAUUUCAGGAGCACAGAAGUCAUGAGCACUGUCUCAGGUACUCGAAGUUCAACCAUCACAUUUACUAUCCGGCCUGGAACUAGCCAGCCAAUCACACUGCAGAGCAGAUCCCCAGACUAUGAUAGUAGGACAUCAGGAGCAAGAAAUGCUCCAAGCCCAGUGGUUUCACCAACCGAGAUAAGUAAAGACAUCAUGCCCGCUCCUCUGACUGCUGCUGCUCCAGUUGCAUCUCCUUCUCCGACUCUUUCUGAUGUUUUUAGCCUACCCAGCCAGCCUCCUUCUGGGGACCUCUUUGCUUUGAACACAGGGCGCAGCAGGUCUCCUUCUCCCUCAAUAUUGCAACAACCAAUCUCAAAUAAGCCUUUUACAACUAAGCCUGUCCACCUGUGGACUAAACCAGAUGUGGCAGAUUGGUUGGAAAGUUUAAACUUAGGUGAACAUAAAGAGACCUUUAUGGAUAAUGAAAUAGAUGGCACUCACUUACCAAACCUUCAGAAGGAAGAUUUGAUAGACCUUGGAGUAACUAGAGUUGGUCACAGAAUGAACAUAGAAAGAGCUUUGAAACAGCUAUUGGACAGAUAAGAUUGGCUAUUCUUGCCUCACAAACUUUUGUUAUAAAUAGAGAUGGGCUGGUACUGAAACACCCUGAUUGCCUUUGCUACCCACAAGUACCACCAAGUUAAAGCAUCUUUCUCUAUAGUUUCUGGUACUUGGCAGCACAGAGGUUAAUACCCAGGAGAAAAUCUAGAAAUUACAUUAAUGGGACCAUGUACUUCAAGAGGAAGGAAGGAAGAAGGUGGGAUGAGAGAAUAAAAAUAAAUAAAAUAUUUCUAAUUUAGAACUGUGUAACUCUCACCAUAUCAAAAUUGUUGAUAAAAUUCCCAUUUCUGUCAAAGGGAAGGGAAACAUUAUUUUAUGUUCAUGAACUGUGCCCUUAAGAAAUACCUUUCUGCUGGAGCAGAUUUUUUUUUUGCUGUUUCUCCUUUCUCCAGAAAGUAUUAUAUCCAGUCACCUUUUGUAGUGUCUGCUCAUCCCAGCAUUCAUAGGAUUCUCAGAGCAAAGACAUCAAUAUUUUCUGUGUGACGGGUUUCUGACCUUGUUAUUAUGUUUCUUGUUUGUGAACAGUAACACUAGUUUUGUUUAUUUAGCAUAAUUGUGUUCUGUCUGACUUUUGUCAUUAUUUUUUAUGUUUAGUGCCUUUUCAAGUUGUCAGGCAAUAUUCCUUUAUGCUGUUUCCUCCCAUGUGAUGCAGCAGAAUGUGGGGAAGCUACAUAAGAAAUCUGUUCCAUCUGCAUAACAGGGAAUUUUCAUUGAAGAUUUCUAAAUUGGAGAUACCUGUUAACAAUUAAACGGCAAUUCUUUUAAACUUGUGUAAAUCUAUUGCAAUCUCUUUAUCAAAUAUGUUUUUCUUUUUCUUUUUUUUGUAUGGGGUUUAGAUGAUGCCCUGAACAAUAUCUUAACUGGGACUUUAUUGUUCAAUAUGGGGCGGGGCAAAGCCACUUGCCUCGCUCAAAUGGGCACAGACACCAGUUCAGGGGCAGGCGACGUCAGCCGUGGGGCACUGCACAGCUUUUCAGUGGCUGAAUGCAGAAAUUUGUUCCUGUGCCACCAAUCCUACACAGCAUGAGGCCAUGCUGGGAUUUGUGGAGUCAUUUCAGAGGGUGUUCUGAGGCCAACUCCAGGCAGUUUCCAGAGCCCUUUUAGCCCAGAAACACCCCCUUUUCUGAGCAUAGACUUACACUACCAAAAAGGGUGGCAAAAGCCAUGCCCUAAAUGGGGCUUUUCUUGGCCUGCAGGGUUUUCCUUUGUUUUCCUGGCAGUCAUGCCACUGCAUGCCUCUAUGGUGUGAUGACACUAUGCCCAGCCACUGUUGAUCUAACCCCCACCCCCUUUGAAUUGGGCUGUUAUUGUCAGGUUUUCAAUGUAGCAUGCACUAUCAAAUCUCUUUCCUACUGUCUUUAAUUCCUGUGCAGCCCAGCCCAUUAGAUAUGUGAAACAGGAAGCUGCCUUUGCAGUGUAAGGAGGUUAGGGUUUUAACUGUUCAUCCCAGUAGAGAGAUCCUCUCACAGAAGUGGGCUGUGUGUGCCUUCUAUACUGAACCAGUAGUAUUACAUAACCUAUUAGGGGCACUAAGAUUGCAUAAUUUCUGAAUAAGCGAUCAGGGCUUUUUCCUUAUAACAUAGCACAUUUAAGUCCAAAUCUGAAUGAGCAAUCUGUACAAAAAUAAAAACAUUAUUUUCCUGUGUUUAUUUUGCUGGCUCAUGUAAUCUCAUGAAUUAGGACUCAGUCACAUAUGCAUCAGCAAAUGCCUUCUGCAAGUACUUAAUUGGAUCUGAUUCAUGAUCCUUCAAUUUAAAUCGAAGCUUGUGCGACUCUUUAGGAGGUUUUUUUUUAUUUUAAAGGUUACGGUUCAGUGGUUUAUUGUCAUAUUGAGAUUGAGGGAUGGUUGUAAAAUUUUAUAUGAAUCAACUAUUUUUUAGGUAAAGGGAAAAAUAAUUUGAGAUAAGUGUUCAAAACUGAUUAUGUUGCUCAGAGAGCAUCCUAGAAACAGCAGUCUUUUGAGCAUUUUUUAAAAAAUUGAUUACAUUUUUGAAGAUUACCAGUAUUCUCUCAGUUUACCUUCCCUACCACCACAAAGAAUGCAUAUUAAAGGUUUUGUGGUUCCCAGUUUCUCAAAACAGUUUAGCCUGUUCUGGUUAAACAGUACGCAGCUCUUCAAACGGUCAGACUUUCAAGAGCCCAUCAGACUUUCAAGAGGCCUCACAGUUAAAAAGGCAUCUUAUUCUCUCCUUUGUAUGUGUUCCAGCCUAUCUCUAAUUAUAAUUUUAUUUUCUCACAAUCAAAUGUCUAAUUAGGUCUGCAACAGCCCUAGCAUUAGUACAUGAGGAUUAGCAAUUUCAGUAUUUCUUUACUGCAAGUUUAAAUAGUUGUACAGAUAGUUUAUAAGCACAAUAUUUUAAGAAUACAAGUGGCUGGUCUACUGGGCAGCCUUUGUGCCACUUCAAUGCUAGAAAUUUAAAAAAAAAAUAAAAACUUUUGUGGUUUAUUACUAUUUCUGUGGAAUAAUUAUUAAGUCUUGACCUUUAUAAAAUCAAUCUCAUUUGGAUGCAUCUGAACCAGCAGAGCUGUGUUAUAUUUUCUACCUUUGCUAGAACUUCUUCAGACGAUGAGUGUUUCUUCAAACAUGGUUACAAUUAACAAUGCAGUGGUUAAUUAUAAAAACUAACAUCCAUGUCUCUUUUCUCCCCCAUUUGGAAAAACUGGUCUUUUGACUUAACAUCUGUUGUUGUACCCUUCACAGGUUUCUGUUUGCAUUUGAAAGAUCCGAGUAAUCUUGUAAUUAAAAUCUAGCUUAAAUACAGAAGUGUUCGAAUGGAUUUUUAUGUAUAGGAUGACAAUGAAAUAUUCAGUGGCUACAAAAAGCCAUGAAAUAUUUUGGAAAAAAAUGUAAAAAGAAAAAAAUUCAGCCAUCGUUGUCUUCCAUUUGGUGAUAUUGCAGAAUUCAGUAAACAAACCACAAUCCCCAUGCUCCUUUUUGAUUUUUUGAAUGCAGUUGGUGUUACCUCUAUAAUAUGUGCCGGGAAAUACAUUAGAAAAAAAAUGAUAGUGAAAGAAAAUGGAGGGGGGGAGAGACUACUAUUAAGCUGCUGUUAAUCCUAACCCUUUACUGUUUAAAAUGUAUGAUGCUGUACACAGAAGUUACAGGUGAUGGUUAAUCCCUUUCUUAAAAGGGAUGUCUCCUGCAUAUGUAUCUUUUUCAGGCACUUAAAUAGUAGGUAUAAUAUAAUUAGUAGAAAAGAAAUGUAAACAUCAAAGAGCUAAUGAAAUAGUUUAUUUUUACACUGUGUCUUAUGAUCUUAAGAGUAACGGGGCCUGUGAGGAAUCGCUUUUAUCAAUAAAAUACACCUUUGCCAAGAUGAAGUAGUCUUCAGCACUGCUUGAUGGUUUUAUCAUGGAAAGCAAUAGAAACAGAUGCAAAGUUGCCUCCUAGCAUUUUUGCCCAUUUAGCGAAUGUUGGGGGCAGGAAUGGCCCUUUAAUCUCCUGAUACUAUGAUGGUGCAAAAUAAGGUGUUAGAGAUAGUCUUAUAACGAUAUUCCAGGUUUUAGGAACAAAUUUUGUUUAUAUACUGUAAUUUAAAUAAAUUGAAUUUACAUGCCUAGUUUCUGUAAUAUUUGUGUAUACAAUACCAAAAUCACACAAGAUGUAAAUUGUGUAUAACUGCACAGACCCCUUUCUCUAGGUGUCUGGGAAAAUUUAAGUUUUAAUUCCUAUAUUAUAAAAUGACUAUAUGUGACUGUUGAUUUACAAAAUUUACAUAUCACAAAAGCUAACUAUUUGUGGUACUUAAGUUAAUAAAAACAGUGAUUUUUCUGAGUUCCUUUACAAACAAUCAUUACCCAGUUGAUCUGGCAAUGACUCUGUGAAUGAGCCUCUAAUACUGAUAAUUUUCCCAUUACAUUUUUUCUUUUCUAGAUAGAAAUGUUUUCCGCUAUGGUUUGUGUAACAACUUGUGUUCACGUUAUCUAUGUUGCUGUAAUUUUUGUGCUUUAAUUCCUCUUAUUACAAAUUGAUUUUUUAAAAAUCGAGCUCUUGUAACUUGCACUUUCCCUAAUCCUUAAUACUCUUGUAUGGCAACCAAAAUUACUGUAAGAAAUAAAUAUAAUAUUGCACUAAGGUUGUGGUUCUGAUUACAAAACAUUAUCAACAGUCUCAGUCUUUUAUUUUUAAACAGAGUUGCCAAAUUCGCUAUAGAAUAGUUUUAAAUGCUUUAACUGCACCUACCCAGUUUUGCUUCUGACCAGGGGAUUCAGACUUAAAGCUCAUUGAACUUACUGUUCUAUAUUUGGUAUUUUGUCACUGUGGGAAAUGUAAGAUAUGUUGUGAGAAUAUUGAUUUAUGAUGGGAUGAUCAUGAGAGAGCUAUUUUAUUAAGCAUUCUUCCAAGGUUAAGGAUUUCCUUGUAACGAGCUUCCCUUAAAAAAGUGUUAACUGACAUUCUAGAAUCUAGACAAUAUAUGCGUCAUCUGAUGGACAGUUGAAAUGUUUCCGGAGGAGAAUACAUAUGGCAAGAGAACAAACAAGGGCCUGUUCCAGAGAUGCUAAUGUGUAUCACCACAUUGCAGACAAGGAUCUCUGGCACCAGAUGAUUGUUGCCUCUAGCUGUGCUGAUUAUUUGUUGAAAAGAAAGAGAAUGCUGGAUAAAGCAGACACACUAGACCAACAUUUUUGACAGUACAUGUACAGGAGCAUAUUUUAUUCCCAUAGAGCUGUACGAGGUGCUAGGCCUGUUCCCCGCUCCGUAAUCUGUACAUAUGGGUUCAGAUCAUCCAAAUCGAGAAUUAGUACACAGAAUACUUGUUCCCAAAUACAAAUUAUGGAUCAAGGUGAUGGCAAAUAUCUUCGUCAGAAUGACACUCUUACUUAAUAGAGAUUACUGCAAUUAGAGAUUAUUGAUACUUGUAGAAGGGUCCAUUUUCCUUUCCACUGAGAAAAACUUUUUGAUUGUUUUAAAUUGCUAGUUGCUUCUUCUAUAAUACUUAUUCUUCAACAGAUCACUUAACAGGUUUAUGUUCCACAAUGGAGAACUUGAUUUAUUUGAGGAGUUACAUUUCUUACAUUCACAUUUUUGUGUUAAAUCGCUUCCUUAUAACAUUUAAGAGAUUCACAGUGCGAUUCUAUGCAGAUUUGUUCCACGUUAGGCCUAUUUAAUUCUACAUAGGAUUGUAUUCCUAGUUAAUUCGGUGUUUUUAAGUAUUUAAAUAAAAUGUAAUAUUAUAACGAACAAACACAUCUAUAUUUUGUUAUAUCUGCAAACAUGUUAAAAGGCUUUUUUUUGUUUUGUCUUGCUUAAAUUGACAGUAAAGCUAGAUGGGAUAUAAAAGUAGUAACUUAAAACAGUCUCCUGAACAACCUUUAACAAAGAUAUGUUUAAACUUGUUGUACUGGUGCCCUCCCUUUUUUGCAAUUUUCCCAUCUGAUGUCAAAAAUUAAAGACUGAUUCAACAGGGGUAGUACUCAAGAAGAGUACCAGCAUUGAACAGUAAAGCAUACACUGAAUUUGCACAGAAUAUAGAAGAAAAGUAUGUGCACUGGAUGCAUUGAAUGAACCUGAUGUAUAUAAAUUAUGUUGUAAUAAAGUGAUGUACUUUUUAAUGAAAAGGGUAAUUUCAGCAUCAAUAUAUUGUAGUUGCAGUGCCUUGUUUUCUGAAUCAAGAAGUCCACCAGUGCACAGCUACGAGAAAGAUUAAAAUACCAGAUGAAAAAAUCUAAUUGCAGUCCUCUUUCAGUAUAUCUGUGACUUGAUUAGUCACUGAGGUAAAAUAAAUUCAAAUAAAAUGGUAUUUCACUUGUUUUCAAAAAUAAAUUUAUUUGUACAACAUCUGUUCCAUAUUUAAAGAUAAAAUGUAAGAGUACUGUACUUUGUAGAGACAAAUUUAACAUUGUGUGCUUGCUGACUCCUAGUGGCAUUUGGUGGCGGAUAUUUCACAGCAUAGUUUAUAUUAAAGUAUCAAGCAUUUUCAAGAAUUAAAAA